Messenger RNA from Peronospora matthiolae, 363 nucleotides. NCBI's taxonomy places the organism in Eukaryota, Oomycota, Peronosporomycetes, Peronosporales, Peronosporaceae. The record is from the annotation of a GenBank genome assembly.
AUGGCGCUGAAGCUGUUCGUCUCGGAGUUUGAGAACGUGGAAAACUAUGUCGUCACUUACAAGGGCACGAUGCGAUGCAAGUUGGCCAUGGAUCAGUUCUCAACAAGAAAGUCGUUUCAGCAGUUUGCGUCCGGGAUGAAGCUUACCAAGGAGCGCUGCGGCCUGUCCAAGCGAGGAUGCAUGAGCGUUACCAUCGUUGGCCAGUCAUCCGCUCUGGCGUCGCGUUCGCCCUGCAUCGCGUUGUCGACCUGUGCGUCGACGAGUCGAUCUGGGUGCUAUCACACGCACGAGACGGCAGUACCCACCGCGGCCAGCACUUCUUCGACCUGCGCCUACGCGUGUCCUACCGCGGCCUCCUGCUAA